Molecule: messenger RNA, 10753 nt
Organism: Coregonus sp. 'balchen'
Lineage: Eukaryota; Metazoa; Chordata; Actinopteri; Salmoniformes; Salmonidae
Source: the annotation of a GenBank genome assembly
GAUGGGUCUCGUGCUGGUCGUGAGAGGAAGAAGACAGUCUCCUUCAGCAGCAGUCUCUCUGAGAGGAAGAUCAGCAGCGCUGCAGACUGCAUCAGCGCUAUGGUGGGGAACAUCACCCGUUACACACACUAGUUACUACACUAGUUACUACACUAGUUACUACACUAGUUACUACACUAGUUACACUCUAGUUAUACAUUUCUGAAGUGGCAGUGUUUGUUGGUUUGUUUUUAUAUAAGUGACUGAAAUAUAACUGGGGUGUAUUUGUUAGUGCACACCGUAGCAAAACGAAAAACAAUAGUUUCUUAUUGGCCAAGUGCAGGUAGUCCCUCCCCGUUUUCGGCCCAUUUUCUUACUAGUGAAUAGGAUCAAGGUGUGUGCAUGAUUGAUUGCUGUCUGUCUCCAGAUGGAGGGUACUGAGUUUCGGAAGGUGCGCUCCAACUCCCGGGUCUACCAACGCUACUACUUGCUGGAGUCAGGUCUGCAGGCCCUGCGAUGGGAGCCCUCCAAGAAGGAGUCAGACAAGGCCUGUAUUGCCGUCCCCUCCAUCAGAGAGGUAGGUAGCUACGCACGCAUCGCCCUCCCCUCCAUCAGGGAGGUAGGUACACACCUACAAGGAGAACAAAGUGGAGAUGGGAUGUUAUGAACCUUUUAUAGACUUAACUCCUGAUAAAUGCAAUGACGUCUGGUUUCCUGCAAAAAAACAGAGCAAUUUAAUUAGAUGAUCUGCAAUACAUUUAAAUGGAGUUUGCACUCAUCAGGAAUUGACUAUUCUUCAGCGCUGUCUUGGAGCCAAAUAACUUUCAGUCAGUGAAUGGAACUGAGUGAAACAAUAGGAACAGUUGACUCCCAUGUGUACUGUUCUGUACUUCCUGGUCUCAAUUGAUUGGAUCCUUCUUUGUGUCAUUCUAGGUCCGCACCGGCCGCAACACAGAGACCUUUAGGACCAACGGCGUCUAUGACCAGAUCUCUGAGGACUGUGCCUUCUCUGUCAUCUACGGAGAGACCUAUGAAGCUCUGGACCUGGUGGCUUACUCUGCAGAGGUGGCCAACGUCUGGGUCACUGGCCUGAGGUAGGAUACAUGUCCACAAUGUCUUGCCGGGGUUGCCAGAUAUGGAUUUAGGAAACAUGUCAACAAUAUCUUACCGGGUUGCCAGAUCUGGAAGUUGGAUACAUGUCCACAAUAUCUUGCCGGGUUACCAGAUCUGGUUGUGCUUUAGUUUAGACAACUCUCCAUGGCCCAGUGGUGUCAUACCAAAAGGAUGUCAAGAUCUGGACUGGAACCCAAAUGGAAGUGAAUGAAAACAACUGGAACAGAUGACUCUCAUUGUGUUUCCUACCCUGGUAUCUUUCAAUUAUGACAUAAUCUCUGUGCAAUCCUUCUCUGUCUCAUCCUAGGUAUCUGAUUCUGUAUGGGAAGCAUGCCAUGGACAUGAUGGCCAGCAGUGAGGACAGCCUUCGUCUCGCCUGGCUAGCAGAGACAUUCUCCUCUAUGGUGGUGUCAGAUGGACAGGGUGGAGGAGAGGAGGAGGGGAUCAGUUUGCGAUCGGCUGUAGGACUGAUCAGGAGUGUUAACCCUGGGGUGAGGAGUGGGAAAGUGGAACACAGGUUUAAGGAGCUCCAUCGGCUCAAGGAGAGGACGAAUGGGGCGGGGACAACUGCAGUUGGAACUGAUGUUGGGACUGUGGCUGGAGCUGAAGCAAAGGUUGGCGCUUCAAUUGUAGCUGUUGCUGGGAUUGGCUCAGGAGCUGGCGAUGAGGACGGGGACAGGGUUCCAGCUGGGGCCGGAGCUGAGGAAAGGAAUGGGGAAGAGUCUGGAGCUGGGACUGGAGCAAACACAGACAACAGAAGAGGAGGAAUACAGGACAGGGUCACCAAGGAGGAGUUCAUUGAGGUCUUCCACGACCUUUGCACCCGACCGGAGAUCUACUUCCUUCUGGUGCAGUUCUCUAGCAACAAGGAGUUCCUGGAUACCAAGGAUCUGAUGAGGUUCCUGGAGGUUGAGCAGGGCGUGGCUCAGGUAAGGAUUGGGAAGAUGACCACUUUUCUGUUCUACCAGUAGAACUGUUUCAUGGGUUUUCUGUUCUACCAGUAGAACUGUUUAAUGGGUUUUCUGUUCUACCAGUAUAACUGUUUCAUGGGUUUUCUGUUCUACCAGUAUAAUUGUUUCAUGGGUUUUCUGUUCUACCAGUAGAGCUGUUUCAUGGGUUUUCUGUUCUACCAGUAGAGCUGUUUCAUGGGUUUUCUGUUCUACCAGUAUAAUUGUUUCAUGGGUUUUCUGUUCUACCAGUAGAGCUGGUUUCAUGGGUUUUCUGUUCUACCAGUAGAGCUGUUUCAUGGGUUUUCUGUUCUACCAGUAGAGCUGUUUCAUGGGUUUUCUGUUCUACCAGUAGAACUGUUUAAUGGGUUUUCUCUCCCUUUGUCUCUCUCUCUUUUCCUCCUCUAUAGUCCCUCUUAGCUCUGUCUAGCUGAUAAGAAAUAAAGUGUCCCUCCAAUAGACAGUUGUUUGGUCGGGUUUUAUUUGAUCGAUUAGAAAUACAUAGAACGAUGUCACUUCAAGAGAUGCUCAUUUCUCUGUUCUCCUCUCCCCUCUGUGUCUAGGUGACAGAAGACACCAGUCUGGAGCUCAUCCAAUCCCACGAGCCGUCGGAGGAGGGCCGUCGCCAAGGCUGCCUCUCAUUGGACGGUUUCACCAGAUAUCUCACCUCCCUGGAGUGCCACCUGUUUGAACCGGAGCACAGCCAGGUGUGCCAGGACAUGAGCCAGCCCUUAUCCCACUACUACAUCAACUCCUCCCACAACACCUACCUCAUCGAGGACCAGUUCAAGGGGCCCACUGGCAUCACCGGCUACAUCCGAGCUUUAAAGAUGGGCUGCAGAUGUGUGGAGGUGGACGUCUGGGAUGGCCCUGACGAUGAACCCGUGGUUUAUACCGGUCACACCCUCACCUCGCCCGUCGUGUUCCACUGUGUCCUGGAUGUGAUCGGGCGUUUUGCGUUUGAGGCUUCGGAGUAUCCACUGAUCCUGUGCGUGGAGAACCACUGCUCCCCCUGCCAGCAGAGUGUCAUGCUCCAGCACCUGAGGAGGAUACUGGGGGAGAGGUUGUACACAGAGCCCCUCAGGGAAGGGGAGGGGUACCUGCCCUCGCCCCAUGCCCUGAGGGGCAAGAUCCUGCUGAAGGGGCAGAAGUUGGAGGAGGGGUGCGGGGGGACGGAGGGGGACGUGUCUGACGAAGAUGAGGGGGCGGAGAUGUGCCAGAGAAUGAAGGCUGGUAACAGUGGAGGAGGAGGAGAAGGAGGGGGGGAGGAAGGGCAGAAAGGUGGUGGGGGUGGUGGUACUAGUAGCAUGAAAACUCUGACCCCUCCUCCUACCCCUAAACGGUUCCAGCUCCUAAAGGAGCUCUCUGACUUGGUGACUCUGUGCAAGUCGGUACGCUUCACAGACUUCCAGACGUCGUUCUCUACCCAGAAACCCUGGGAGCUCUGCUCGUUCAACGAGACCCUGGCUGUGCGCUGCGCCAGCGAGCGGCCGGGAGACUUUGUCAACUACAACAAGCGCUUCCUGUCGCGGGUCUACCCCAGCGCCAUGCGCAUCGACUCCAGCAACAUGAACCCACAGGACCUGUGGAAGUGCGGUUGCCAGAUUGUGGCUUUGAACUACCAGACGCCUGGAUUGAUGAUGGACCUUAACAUCGCCUGGUUCCGCCAGAACGGGAAUAGUGGGUACGUGCUGCGACCCGCCAUCAUGCGACAGGAAGUGUCGUAUUUCAGCGCCGAUACGAGAGACUCUGUGCCGGGUGUGUCCCCUCAGCUGCUCCAUGUUAAGGUGAGUGGGUAGUAGAUAGACAACAGUGGUGUUUAUUUAUAUCUGUGUAAUAGAGGCUCCUAAUCACUUCCUGGCUUGUUGGCUCCUUAAUGGUUGAAUGGUAUUGUUUAAGUUAGUCAUUACACUUCUCUUAAUGGUAUUGGUUAAGUUAUUCAGUACACUUCUCUUAAUGGUAUUGGUUAAGUUAUUCAGUACACUUCUCUUAAUGGUUGAAUGGUAUUGUUUCAGUUAUUCAGUACACUUCUCAAUUGUUAAAUGGUAUUGUUUCAGUUAUUCAGUACACUUCUCAAUUGUUAAAUGGUAUUGUUUCAGUUAUUCAGUACACUUAUCUUAGUGGUUGAAUGGUAUUGUUUCAGUUAUUCAGUACACUUAUCUUAGUGGUUGAAUGGUAUUGUUUCAGUUAUUCAGUACACUUAUCUUAGUGGUUGAAUGGUAUUGUUUCAGUUAUUCAAUACAUUUACUUUAAUGGUUGAAUGGUAUUGUUUCAGUUAUUCAGUACACUUAUCUUAGUGGUUGAAUGGUAUUGUUUCAGUUAUUCAAUACAUUUACUUUAAUGGUUGAAUGGUAUUGUUUCAGUUAUUCAGUACACUUAUCUUAGUGGUUGAAUGGUAUUGUUUCAGUUAUUCAAUACACUUAUCUUAAUGGUUGAAUGGUAUUGUUUCAGUUAUUCAAUACACUUACUUUAAUGGUUGAAUGGUAUUGUUUCAGUUAUUCAGUACACUUACUUUAAUGGUUGAAUGGUAUUGUUUCAGUUAUUCAAUACACUUAUCUUAGUGGUUGAAUGGUAUUGUUUCAGUUAUUCAAUACACUUAUCUUAAUGGUUGAAUGGUAUUGUUUCAGUUAUUCAAUACACUUACUUUAAUGGUUGAAUGGUAUUGUUUCAGUUAUUCAGUACACUUACUUUAAUGGUUGAAUGGUAUUGUUUCAGUUAUUCAGUACACUUAUCUUAGUGGUUGAAUGGUAUUGUUUCAGUUAUUCAAUACACUUAUCUUAAUGGUUGAAUGGUAUUGUUUCAGUUAUUCAAUACACUUACUUUAAUGGUUGAAUGGUAUUGUUUCAGUUAUUCAGUACACUUACUUUAAUGGUUGAAUGGUAUUGUUUCAGUUAUUCAAUACACUUACUUUAAUGGUUGAAUGGUAUUGUUUCAGUUAUUCAGUACACUUACUUUAAUGGUUGAAUGGUAUUGUUUCAGUUAUUCAAUACACUUACUUUAAUGGUUGAAUGGUAUUGUUUCAGUUAUUCAGUCACUUACUUUAAUGGUUGAAUGGUAUUGUUUCAGUUAUUCAAUACACUUACUUUAAUGGUUGAAUGGUAUUGUUUCAGUUAUUCAGUACACUUACUUUAAUGGUUGAAUGGUAUUGUUUCAGUUAUUCAGUCACUUACUUUAAUGGUUGAAUGGUAUUGUUUCAGUUAUUCAAUACACUUACUUUAAUGGUUGAAUGGUAUUGUUUCAGUUAUUCAGUACACUUACUUUAAUGGUUGAAUGGUAUUGUUUCAGUUAUUCAGUACACUUACUUUAAUGGUUGAAUGGUAUUGUUUCAGUUAUUCAGUACACUUAUCUUAGUGGUUGAAUGGUAUUGUUUCAGUUAUUCAGUACACUUACUUUAAUGGUUGAAUGGUAUUGUUUCAGUUAUUCAGUACACUUACUUUAAUGGUUGAAUGGUAUUGUUUCAGUUAUUCAGUACACUUACUUUAAUGGUUGAAUGGUAUUGUUUCAGUUAUUCAGUACACUUAUCUUAGUGGUUGAAUGGUAUUGUUUCAGUUAUUCAGUACACUUAUCUUAGUGGUUGAAUGGUAUUGUUUCAGUUAUUCAGUACACUUAUCUUAGUGGUUGAAUGGUAUUGUUUCAGUUAUUCAGUACACUUAUCUUAGUGGUUGAAUGGUAUUGUUUCAGUUAUUCAGUACACUUGCAUUAAAAUAAGGUGUGUGAACAUUUCAAUCAAACAAACAGACAAUCAAUCAAUCAAUAAAUGGAUCCAUCCAUGCAGGUGAUCAGUGGUCAGAACCUUCCCCGUCCGAGGGGUUCUGGAGCUAAAGGAGACGUGGUGGACCCGUAUGUCUACGUGGAGAUCCAUGGUAUCCCUGCCGACUGCGCCGAGCGCCGCACCCGCACAGUGAUGCAGAACGGAGACAACCCCAUCUUUGACGAGAGCUUUGAGUUCCAGAUCAACCUGCCCGAGCUGGCCAUGGUGCGCUUCGUGGUGCUGGACGAUGAAUUCAUAGGGGACGAGUUCAUAGGUCAGUAGUGGAAGGAGGGUGAAGGUCAGCUCUGCACUGACUGCUAGUCCGGUGUCCAGUCUGCUUUUGGUUGAACUUGUUGUCUGAAGCCAACUAAUGAUACUACAACAACCUUUCAGCCAUAUGAAGGUUAUUGCUAGCUUACUAGCAAGUACCACUAGCUAAGAUAAAGAACACUUGGUAGCAGUUAGUGAGUGAACAUUCACUAUCUUCUCAAGGUAAUUUCAUUGUCUAACACUCCUGUACAUCAUUUGUAAUCCCCUCUGUUUUACCACAGGUCAGUACACCAUUCCACUGGAGUGCCUACAGCCAGGCUACCGGCACGUACCGUUACAGUCUCUGACGGGAGAGGAUCUCCCGUACGCCCGGCUGUUCGUCCAUGUGGCCCUCACCAACCGGAGAGGAGGGGGCAAGUCCCACAAGCGUGGGCUGUCUGUGCGGAAGGCGAAGCGAGGGAGGGAGUACGCUGCACUCCGGGACCUGGGGAUCAAAGCCGUGGACGAGGUUUUCAAAAUGGCCACCCCGCCACUAAAGGAGGCCACGGACCUGCGGGAGAACAUGCAGGUGAGAAGGAGAGGAUAAACAGUCAUUUAUCAAUCACAAUUUUCACAUUGAAGGACUGAAAUGCCUGUAUACCUAUAUUCACAAUGGAUGAUGUCUAACUCAGAAUAGCCAUGUCAAUUUAUGGUAGAUUAACCCAACCCAUGGAGGGUUCAAUCUCAGUGAUCACUAAGUUAUGACUCCGAGAUAAAGAUGGCUGACAUGGUCAUUCCUCCAGAGACAUCAACAGGUUCAGACUGAGUGGCGGUGGACAACACAGAACCAGUGAGAGAUUGUUUACUGCAUCUAAACUGGCUAGUUAGCCUGAUCUAUGAAGUUCUGCUUUAGACUGACAGGUUAUGGUUAUGGUAAACUGAUGGUAAGGUGAUUGUCCCUGUAAGCAUUUAGUCUGGCUGUCUAAGUGAUGUUGAGGACCUCUGAUCUGUUUAGGCUGGAGAUGACUGGGAUUCAUGCUAUGACACUAAUACAAAGAGACAGGGAACACACACACACUCUCUCUCAAACACACACACACCUAAACAGAAGUAAACACUGAAGGCAAGCACUAUGACAUCAUGAAGAGAUUAGAACAGCUUCUCUGUCAGUGUCAGUUGUUAAAGCAGGUUGACGUUUAUUGUCAUAAAUCCUGCCCUGGGGGCAAAGCUGAGUGAUUUCCGCUAGAUGGGCCAGCAGCUAAGUCAAAAUUAGCGAAAUUGUAAAAAUUAAUGUGAUUUUUUGGUCUUAAUUUAAUGUUAGGGUUUGGCAUUAGGGUUAGCAGUGUGGUUAAGGUUAGUGUUAAGGUUAGGGCUAUGUUUAAAAUCUAGUGACCACUCUGCAGAGCUGCCCCCAGAACAACAUUCAUGAUGAAAAACGCUAACCUGUGUUCUUAAAUAAAACUGUUUACAUUUAGAUUUUAGCAGUUCAAUGACCGCAAUAAACAUUAAUUUAAUAGUGUGGCAGUGAUACGGUCAAUUUGUGAUUGUCACUUUCACCAUCUCCCAAUAAAGCUUCUCUAAUUCAAUCAGAUGUUCUCAGUGAUGGUAUCCCAGGAAACCAUGUCACAGUUUGAUCCACGAUUAAACCCUCAGCAACUAAUCACUUAGUAGGGGAUUACAUUUACAUUUUAGUCAUUUAGCAGACGCUCUUUACCAGAGCGACUUACAGUUAGUGAGUGCAUACAUUAUUUUUUUAUACUGGCCCCCCGUGGGAAUCGAACCCACAACCCUGGCGUUGCAAACGCCAUGCUCUACCAACUGAGCUACAUCCCUGCCGGCCAUUCCCUCCCCUACCCUGGACGACGCUGGGCCAAUUGUGCGCCGCCCCCAUGGUUCUCCUGGUCGCGGCCGGCUUCGACAUGGCCUGGAUACGAACCAGGAUCUCUAGUGGCACAUUUUGUUAGUCCCCAUGAGGUCAAACGCUAUUUCUAGGGGGUUUAGGGUUAAGGUUAGAAUUAGUGUUAGGGUUAGAAUUACGUUAACGGUUAGGGUUAGGAGUUAGGGAUAGGGUUAGGAGCUAGGGUUAGUGUUAGGGUUAGGAGCUAGGGUUAGGUUUUUGGGUUAGGGUAAGAGUAUGGGUUAGGGUUAGGGUAAGGUUUAGGGUCAGGGGAUAGGGAAAAUAGGAUUUUGAAUGGGACUGAAUUGUGUCCCCCCACAAGGUUAGCUGUACAAUACUGUGUGUUUUUAUAUAGAUGUGUGUGUGUGUUGCAUAACCCCCCCCCCCCCCCCGACCCUCUGUAUCUCUCUCUGUCCCUGUAGAACUCGGUGGCAGUGUUCAGGGAGUUGUGUGGGGUGUCAGCGGUGGCUAACCUCAUGCAGUGUGUAUUGGCCCUGGGGUCCCGUGUGGUGGGGGCCGACGGGGACCCCCUGAUGCUGUUUGAGCUGAGGGAGCAGUACCCUUCCAUGGAGCCCCAGGGGCCCCUGCCGGACGUCCUACGCAGGGUAGUCUCCACCUUCGAAACGGUGAGGAUCAAUCAAUUAAUCAAUCCUUUACAUUUUAUUUACAGUAUGUAGCGCUUUGGGUUUCGGUUGAGAAUAGUUGUGCAGGUUAGAUUAAACAAUCCACCAGUCAGAUAGCUGUGGUUUAAAUGAAACAAUCCACUGGUCAGAUAGCUGUGGUUUAAAUUAAACAAUCCACUGGUCAGAUAGCUUUGGUUUAAAUUAAACAAUCCACUGGUCAGAUAGCUGUCGUUUUAAUUAAACAGUCCACUGGUCAGAUACAGUGGGGAGAACAAGUAUUUGAUACACUGCCGAUUUUGCAGGUUUUCCUACUUACAAAGCAUGUAGAGGUCUGUCAUUUUUAUCAUAGGUAUACUUCAACUGUGAGAGACGGAAUCUAAAACAAAAAUCCAGAAAAUCACAUUGUAUGAUUUUUAAGUAAUUAAUUUGCAUUUUAUUGCAUGACAUAAGUAUUUGAUCACCUACCAACCAGUAAGAAUUCCGGCUCUCACAGACCUGUUAGUUUUUCUUUAAGAAGCCCUCCUGUUCUCCACUCAUUACCUGUAUUAACUGCACCUGUUUGAACUCGUUACCUGUAUAAAAGACACCUGUCCACACACUCAAUCAAACAGACUCCAACCUCUCCACAAUGGCCAAGACCAGAGAGCUGUGUAAGGACAUCAGGGAUAACAUUGUAGACCUGCACAAGGCUGGGAUGGGCUACAGGACAAUAGGCAAGCAGCUUGGUGAGAAGGCAACAACUGUUGGCGCAAUUAUUAGAAAAUGGAAGAAGUUCAAGAUGACGGUCAAUCACCCUCGGUCUGGGGUUCCAUGCAAGUUCUCACCUUGUGGGGCAUCAAUGAUCAUGAGGAAGGUGAGGGAUCAGCCCAGAACUACAGGACAGGACCUGGUCAAUGACCUGAAGAGAGCUGGGACCACAGUCUCAAAGAAAACCAUUAGUAACACACUACGCCGUCAUGGAUUAAAAUCCUGCAGCGCACGCAAGGUCCCCCUGCUCAAGCCAGCGCAUGUCCAGGCCCGUCUGAAUUUUGCCAAUGACCAUCUGGAUGAUCCAGAGGAGGAAUGGGAGAAGGUCAUGUGGUCUGAUGAGACAAAAAUAUAGCUUUUUGGUCUAAACUCCACUCGCCGUGUUUGGAGGAAGAAGAAGGAUGAGUACAACCCCAAGAACACCAUCCCAACCGUGAAGCAUGGAGGUGGAAACAUAAUUCUUUGGGGAUGCUUUUCUGCAAAGGGAACAGGACAACUGCACCGUAUUGAGGGGAGGAUGGAUGGGGCCAUGUAUCGCGAGAUCUUGGCCAACAACCUCCUUCCCUCAGUAAGAGCAUUGAAGAUGGGUCGUGGCUGGGUCUUCCAGCAUGACAACGACCCGAAACACACAGCCAGGGCAACAAAGGAGUGGCUCUGUAAGAAGCAUCUCAAGGUCCUGGAGUGGCCUAGCCAGUCUCCAGACCUGAAUCCAAUAGAAUAUCUUUGGAGGGAGCUGAAAGUCUGUAUUGCCCAGCGACAGCCCCGAAACCUGAAGGAUCUGGAGAAGGUCUGUAUGGAGGAGUGGGCCAAAAUCCCUGCUGCAGUGUGUGCAAACCUGGUCAAGACCUACAGGAAACGUAUGAUCUCUGUAAUUGCAAACAAAGGUUUCUGUACCAAAUAUUAAGUUCUGCUUUUCUGAUGUAUCAAAUACUUAUGUCAUGCAAUAAAAUGCAAAUUAAUUACUUAAAAAUCAUACAAUGUGAUUUUCUGGAUUUCAACCGUCUCUUACAGUUGAAGUGUACCUAUGAAAAAAAUUACAGACCUCUACAUGCUUUGUAAGUAGGAAAACCUGCAAAAUCGGCAGUGUAUCAAAUAUUUGUUCUCCACACUGUAGCUGUGGUUUAAAUUAAACAAUCCACUGGUCAGAUAGCUGUGGUUUUAAUUAAACAAUCCAUUGGUCAGAUAGUUGUGGGGUCGUCUGGGGUUAUGUUACAGUGAUGUUUUUAUGUAAGAUGUGUGAUGACGGUGAGAUGUGUGAUGACGGAGGGAUGUGUGAUGACAGUAAGAUGUGUGAUGACAGGUUUUAAAUUGAUUACUGAUUUAAUUUAAAAGUGAUUGUUUUCGAGACUGAUCUUGUGUACACUGUCUACAGAUGAUCCAGGCGAGCAGAGCAGUGAUUGAGCUGUCAGACGGAGUCUACGACAGGAUCCUACAGAUACAGACAACA